AUGGCCCCCUUCACUGCGGCCGCGGAUGGCAGCAGCCUUUGCACCACACCGAUCUGUCUCGAGAUCGCCUCAAACAUUCUCAUGAGUCUCGCGCCGAACCAUACCGACAUCGAUCCGUGCACAGACUUUGACAAAUAUGCGUGCUCUGGAUGGAAAGCAACCCAUGCGCCUGGGGCUGGCCAAGGAAAGGCCUCAUCGCUGGGUAUUGUCGGGAGUGAUGUCUCGAUAGUGCUGAAGAACAUCGUGGAAGGCACCUACCCCAGUGGACCAGACGCUGGAUUUAUCACGGCAUCACUGUCUCAAGAGCAAAUAGGCGUGGAUCGGGACAACUUUCAGCUGAUCGUGGAGACAUACAAUGCUUGCCUCAAUGACACCGCCGUCAAGGCUGCAGGCUUGGGUCCUCUCAUCAAUCUCGUCAACCGUGUCGCGGAGGCUUUUCCUGUGGCCAAUACUACAGAGGACAAAGAACGCAAGAUCUCGAAGAAUGAUGCCAAAAACAUGGGCAAGACACUACUGUUCUUUGGUCAACUCGGCAUCUCUACUUUCGAGUCCGUCACUGUUGACUUUGAUGACCAGAAUACGAACAAGACACUCAUAUCCGUCAUCCCCGGAGGCACGCCGUUGCUCACAGGUUCUGUAGCCAGAAAUAAUGAUACCGUUGCGGAGUAUGAGCGCAUUAUGGCAGCACUUCUUCAGGCAGUACACCCGGCGAAACUCGAUGUUAUGAAUGCCCAGAGACUCGCUCUAGCCGUCACUAAGUUUGAGAAGGACGCGGUCGCUUUGCAGGCCACUGAUGACAGCAAAGCAAGCCCAACUCCACCAAAGUCACCAGCAAGGAAGUUCAAGUUGGAAGAGGUCACAAGCGUGGCCCCAGAACUUGGUCAUGAUUUUGUCAUCAACAACUUGAUUCCCGCGGACUAUACGCCGGAUCAACUUGUGUUUUCCCCAGCCUACUUUGGCAACCUAUCUCAGCUUCUCGCCAACACCUCUGUCGAAACGGUCCAAGGAUUUUUUAUCUGGAAAACAGUAUCCACCUUCUCCAACUUCGUCGAGACAGAUGUCACGGAAAGGUUGAACGACUUGAAAUCAAAGCUUCGCGCUACAGAUCCGGAGUUGGUUGGCAAGCCACCGAGAUGGCAGCAAUGCGUCGGUCAUGUGGAUGAGGGUGUCCCAUGGAGUGGCUUGCCUGCCGGGCUCGGCUGGAUUCUGAGCCGAUUCUACCUCGAUAAGGCAUACUCGAACGAAGCUCGUGAUCUGGCUAUCAACAUGAUGGGCACGAUCCAGCAGGCCUUUAUCUCGCGCCUCGGCGAGAAGGACUGGUUAACAUCCGAAGUCAAGAAAGAGGCCGAAGUGAAGGUCAAUGCCAUUUCGAAAAAGAUUGGUUAUCCCGACGUGUCUCCGGACACCACAAACCCACGCAAGCUUGCAGAUUAUUAUAAUGGGCUCAAGGUUACCGACUCCUACUUCGACAAUGCCCUUGCGUUUGCCACUUUCUCUAGCAAGUCGCUAUGGGCUCUGCUUGGCAAGCCUGCUGAUAAGAACAUUUGGCUGCAAACCCCAUCAACAACAAAUGCUUACUACUCUACAACCUUCAACGACAUUGUCAUCAAUGCUGGUAUCCAGCAAAAACCCCUCUAUAAUGUUGCUUAUCCCUCAUAUGUUAACUAUGGCGCACUUGGCACCGUUCUUGGUCAUGAGCUCACCCAUGGCUUCGACAACAGCGGGCACAAUUACGCUGCCAACGGGUCUCUCACAAACUGGUGGGAUGAGCAGAGCCUCAAGGCGUUCAGUAAUCGUACCAAAUGCUUCGCCAACCAGUAUCAGCAAUUCACGGUCAUUGCGCCUAAUGGUACGAAUGUUCCCGUUCGAGGUAACUUCACGCUCGGUGAAAACAUAGCAGAUGCCGGAGGUGUGGCGACAAGCUAUGCGGCGUGGAAGAAACUACAGUCAGACAAGAAGUCUCAAGAUUUCGACUUGCCUGGCCUGCAGAGUUUCUCGCAUGACCAGAUUUUCUUCUUGAAAUGGGCACAAAACUGGUGCGACGUGUCAUCUUCGAAGGUGUACGAUGUCUACCUGCUUGGGGCCGACGUGCACUCUCCAGGAUUCGCUCGUAUCAAAGGGCCCUUGGACAACUCGAAGGACUUCCGCAGCGUUUUCAACUGCCCCCAAAGACAGCCUACAUGUGAGCUUUGGUAG
Messenger RNA from Colletotrichum costaricense, 2196 nucleotides. Its product is annotated as peptidase family M13. Gene Ontology annotation, molecular function: metalloendopeptidase activity. Gene Ontology annotation, biological process: protein processing. The transcript is spliced from 4 exons. NCBI's taxonomy places the organism in Eukaryota, Fungi, Ascomycota, Sordariomycetes, Glomerellales, Glomerellaceae. The coding region runs from base 1 to 2196 and encodes 731 amino acids. The record is from RefSeq and is a predicted model, not a curated record. Gene Ontology annotation, cellular component: plasma membrane.